AUGACAGUGUUGCUAGAGAGACACAAAUGGGCUCGCUGCAUAUUGCUUCUUACUGUCCUACCAGGCCUCUUCACCUAUGUGACGCUGACCAACUGGAUUCGAGCCAAUGAAUGUUGGUCCUUGUUCCGACACCCAAGUACUAUGAAAAGCAUGGAGGAGGAUCUCGCUACUACUACUACUACAAUUGACCCAACAAUAACUUCAAUUUCUUCCGAUAUUCUUCACUGUCGAAGUCGGAGAAUACGAUUGCCAUCGGAAAGCAAUCCCAGCAUUGUCCGACUCACGCAAAGUAUGAUGAACACGGAUGAUUAUGUGUAUGAUGAUAUUCCCACAAAUUGGGAACAAGUGUGGUUGUUUUCUGCGCCCAACAAACAGCAACAACGACAAGAAGACGGGACUUCUCCAUCAAAUGCAGCAGCGUCGACUACCAUCAACAAGUAUGGAUUCCGGUCCAACAAGAACAAGAACAAGCAAGAACAAUCUCAGCAGCAACAGAAGACGUCUCUGAUACCCUUUGCCACCUACUUGUUGGGAGCCAUUAACAUUGGUCUGUAUUGGGUCUAUUGGAACUAUCGAGUGGAUCCUGGUCGGAUUGUUCACAAUAUCGAGAUCCUCCAAGAUUAUGGAAGAGCCUUUACGUCCACCUUUGGUCACUUUGAAAUCUGGCACGUUGGAAUCAACAUGAUGACGCUCUUUAGUUUGGGACAAAUGUUGGAAGAGCAAAUAUAUGGAUCCAUUCCCUUUUUGAUGUAUACCGUUUCCUUUGUGCCACUGACGGCCAUUGUGGUGGUUCUCUUGCAACGUUUUACGACUCCCAAAUCAAUGGUGGGGUUCUCGGGAAUUCUCUUUGCCUGGAGUGUGGUGGCGACACUCUCCUCCUCGCAAUCCUGUCCGAUCAUGUUCCUGCCAGACUUUUGUUUUAGUACCUUUCAGUUGUUUGGAGCCGUACCCAUCAGUUUGGGUCCUCUGGUCCAGUUGGUAGUUUUGCAAGUGGUCUUGCCGCGGGUCUCGUUUGUCGGGCACUUGUCGGGGAUUCUGGUGGGGUUUGUGUGGCAUUGGACUCUCUUGCCACCGUUGGAGUGGUUGCAACCAACCAUUUUGUUUCCCAUUCUUUGGAGUAUUGGAAAACUAGUGCUCCCUCGCUUUCCCUCUUGGGAUGUUAUCAUCACGCCGGUUGCGAGUAGUAAUAUUACUACUAGUAGAGGUGGAGGAAUCAGUGGAGGAUACACUGUGGGUGGUGGUGCUGCUGGUUCCGAGGCUAGAGGAGUGACCCCCUUGAUAUGGAUUCGCAACGCUUUGUUUGCACACUGCUGUAUAUUGGCUUUGAUCGUUGAGGGUGUGUGGAACAGUACCAUCAUGAGCCAAGUCUUGCUGAUUUUGAUACUGGCCUGUAUUGCCAACGCCCGCAAGACCAGCAAUAACAAUGGCGAUACCAGCAAUAUCUAUACAGAUUGGGCCAUGAUGGGACGGGGGUACAUUAUCUUUGUUGCCGUUACACUCAUUACGGAUGCAAUGACGGUGAUGGGUUGGUUCUGUCUUUCUCAAAGCAUCACUGGCUUGGUGGCAUGUGGUAUGGUCCUUCGGUUUGUGUUGCUGUACUCGAGUCUCUGCAUAAUGUGUCACAUGCUAUACGUUGCCAACCAAACGCUUACUGGAAGCAUUUGGUUCCAUGCUUGCAACUGGCUGAUUCUAGAAUCCUGUCACCCAAUUGGUGGUUGGCUACUCUCCCAUCUGGAGCGAUUGGGUUCCUCUGGCACAAUGUCAUCAUCCAACAGCAGCAGAGGCGGGGCGACGACUCGAUAUUCACGGCUAGUGACAACGCCUCCCGCAUCGCCAGUGAAACUAAAUCACGAGCCAGCACAAGUUUCCAACAUUGUCUAG
Messenger RNA from Cylindrotheca closterium, 1881 nucleotides. The record is from the annotation of a GenBank genome assembly. Lineage: Eukaryota; Bacillariophyta; Bacillariophyceae; Bacillariales; Bacillariaceae.